Molecule: messenger RNA, 2314 nt
Organism: Engraulis encrasicolus (European anchovy)
Lineage: Eukaryota; Metazoa; Chordata; Actinopteri; Clupeiformes; Engraulidae
Exons: 5
Coding region: 468-2027 (519 amino acids)
Source: RefSeq, a predicted model, not a curated record
GGUGGUGAAUCCGUUGGGCAGUGCUAAAAGAAAACACAAACUUCUGGCUGUGUAUUUCUCCCUACUAAAUUUGCCUCCCCAUGUGCGAUCAACAGUUGACCACAUGCAGCUGGUCUUACUCUGUAGGGAAAAAGAUUUUACAGAGUUUGGCCACUCCAAAGUUUUCUCCGAGUUGGUGUCUGACUUGAAAAUGUUAGAGGAGAGUGGAAUAAUGGCGGAUGAAUCUGUUCUGAAAGGAACUCUAUACUGCGUUGUUGGAGAUAAUCUUGGCUCACAUUGUAUUGGUGGAUUCACAGAGAACUUUAGCUCAUCGCAAUACUUUUGCCGAUACUGUCUAAUUUCUCGUUCUGAAUUUCAGACUGACUGCACUUCCUCCGGUGUGCCACGGACUCCUGAAAAUUACUCAUCCGCAGUGGACCAAAUCCAGACGACAAGGGACGUGGAAGUCCAAGGGAUAAAAUUCAGAAAUGGCAGAAUCACCGACUGAAAUAAUUAGAAGGACCAUUACUACAGUGCUUCCUGAUUUCUCUGAAGAACUCAUACAUUCAUUGAUCGAUGCUCUCAAAGAGGUCGGCGUAGAGACUUUAGAUGAUAUGCGCUAUGUCACUGAAGGUGAUUUGGUACCCACACUCAAUCCAAUUCAAGCCAGGAGACUUGUGACGUGGGCUAAAAAUGCGUAUGCAUCUCCUCCGCCCAGCCACGUGGUGUCUUGUUCCCCAUCGCCAUCGCCCACUUCCUCUGUGACGUCUUUGUCAUCGCCAUGCAACACGCCAUCCUCUUCAGUCAACUGGUCUGAGAAAUUUGAAAUUCCUUGGGCUAAACUCCCUGAAGAGCUCAUGCAAUGUCUGGAAAGACAGAAAAGGCCCGCUCCAAAACUUAGACGUGAAAUGAUCAGAGUUGUCGUAGCGGCUGUAAUUAAGGUCUGCAACAGUCCUACCAAACCGCACAUGGCACAGAUUGCCAAGAGGAUGGUGGCUAAAUACCCGAAGUCUCUCCAAGAUGUUAUUGAUGGUGACAUCGUUGGUUCUGGGUAUGACUCGAUUGCCAAGCAGCUACAGACUCGUCUGGAGAACGUAAAGCGACCAGACACGCCAAAAAUAAAAAGACGUAAACAAGACACAGAGGAAGAAGACACAGAUGAACUCACACCAAGCCAACGAGCAACUGUGCAGGACACAUAUGGGUGUGUGAAGUGGGAUCCAAAGUUCAUGCCAGUGGCUGAAACUGUGGAGAGUCAGAAGAUGAAGAAGGAACAAAUGAAGAAGAUGCACGAGGACAUGAAUUACAAUGCAGAGGAGAUCAAAGCCUUGGUUGUGGCAACCUACUUCUCCCAAAGAGGAGACAUCAACAAGGGCGUGCCCUUAAAGCGUCUUCGCCAAGAGUGGCCUUUCCUGUUUAAAGAGCCUGGCAUGGCCGCACACUUUGAAGAAUUGACUGGUCUAAGUCUCAUCGGCACCUUCAUUGGAAAUGUGGAAAGAAAGGGCAGACGUCUUCUGGAAUUCUUCAGACAUGUGGUUGCACCGAAAAACAAAAAGGUCCAGGAUGUGCUGAUGAAGUGCCAUGAUGAAGAGCCAUCAGGCAGUUGCACAGGGACCAUUGAGAUGAUUAUCCUUCUGAUGACCCAUUUCGCUGAGAAGGACGAAAGCCUUUUCCAUUUUGUUGAUGACACUUGUCUGGCCCAGGAGAUUGACCGAGAGAAGCUUCCACCAAACCCCUGCAUCAUUGUGUGUGGAUCCUCGUGUUUCGCUGCCAAAAUAUUCAUGCUCGCAAUUGACCAGGAAGUGGUCAAUGACCACAUCAGUACCUUCAUGAUGGCUGUCUGUCUGAUGUUUGGGAGCUAUUAUGUGUUUAAUAUACACUACCCAGUGGAGCUCCGAUCCAGCCUGGAAUUCCUGCAAAGGUGCUUCUUCGGCAUUAACCCAGAGCGGGGAACAAAGGUCGAGUGGAAGAAGCAGAAGAAGGUGCUCCCGGUCAACCCCAGAGUUCUGACCCUGAUAUCAGACCUGGCAGACUAUGAAUGGAAAUAGUCUCUACACGUUUCAAAGAAAUGCCUCGGGUAGCUGUUGUUUAACGUUAAAGUUGUUGUUGAUAACAGAUUUGAACAAUAUUUUCCAAGUUCAGAGGGUGAAAUGUUGAAUGUUCAAAACGUGGUAGCUCCCAAACAUCAGAUACUCAUUGAUACUGGCAGAGUGAGAGUACAAAACAUUCUAGUAUGCCUGCAAAAUGUGCGCGCGUGUGUGCGAGUGCGCGUAUGUGUGCCUGAGCCACAUUCCACAUUAUUACGCAAAUUACAUUUUUUUGUCGUUUUCCCAAA